This is a messenger RNA of Myxocyprinus asiaticus (Chinese sucker), 1165 nucleotides long. RefSeq lists its product as uncharacterized. NCBI's taxonomy places the organism in Eukaryota, Metazoa, Chordata, Actinopteri, Cypriniformes, Catostomidae. The record is from RefSeq and is a predicted model, not a curated record. Bases 368 to 1165 code for a protein of 265 amino acids. Gene Ontology annotation, biological process: regulation of toll-like receptor signaling pathway. The transcript has 3 exons.
CUAGUUGUCUAAAUGUUUUUGAACUCAGUUUAGUUUGGCUAUUUGAUUGAUGUGAUACAAUGAUACAAUUGAAGUGAUCUAAAUUCCUGAACUGUUGUCAUUUAUUUAAACUUAUACUUUUUAAAAACUGUUUGGGAUCUGCUUGUGAUAAGUGUUGUAAUCAAGGUAAUGCUACUGUUAUUGUCACUUUAUUAAGGAAGGAAGUGCAGUCAGUAUGCAGUGUGUGUAAAGUUUACAACACUGUCAUUGCAUAGAUUUUGUAAUUUUCUAUUCCUCAGUUCAGUUAUAUUUCUCUGCAUGCUGUUGGAAUAUAUUUAGUUACAUUUUACUCUCUUCUGUUUAAUUAGACUUCUUGUAUGUGGUUAUCAUGCUUGGAGAACCGUUCCUUCAUAUUUUGAAUUGCACAGAAGAUACCACAAAUUGUGAUGGAGCAGCUCACACACACUCACACACCUCCAUGGCCAGUCCCGACGCCUGCAUGACGAGCGUCACUGCCCGAUCAACUCUGACACCACGAACUGUGAGAGAAAAGCCAGGGCCUUGUCGGGCCUCUGCACCCAGCAACGCUAUGCCCAUUCUCAGCUUUAGCGGUGAGGAUCACUUGGGCAUGACACUAUAUUGCUCCUUGUGCUGUCCCAGCUUCUACAAGGACUAUCCAGACCUCCGACUUGCAGGUGACCGGCUGGAGCAUUGGAGUCCUCAUAACCCUGCCCUUCUCAGCUCACAGGACAACAGGCCACUGCUGCAGUCUCAGGACCUGAGCUCACUGGAGACCUCUCUGGCACAUGGUCAACAGGCAGAGGCUGUGACCCAGCAGGAUGAGUGUUAUCUUGUCAUAGAGAGUGGUCAGAGUCCUAGCUGGGAGAGAAGGCUCACCAACUCCAUGUUGAAUGGUUAUCUGGAGAUCCAAAUGCUGGAGGUGUUUUGCCAGCACAUGCAAAACAUGGCAUGCUGUGGAUCAUCAUUGCUUGGCACUGAUGUCAUGCCAACAAUGGUGCACACCAGCCUGACUGUACCCAGUGAACAGAGAGCCAAUCAAGAAGAGGCGCUGUAUUCUUCAUCCAAUAAUGUUGUGCGAAACUUGAGCACUUGUUCAGCUCCAGCAACCUCCCACUUCAGCUCACCAGUGCUGCGAAUUUCAGAAGCUGAGGAGCCAACCUCAUAA